This is a messenger RNA of Symbiodinium sp. CCMP2456, 2253 nucleotides long. The record is from the annotation of a GenBank genome assembly. NCBI's taxonomy places the organism in Eukaryota, Dinophyceae, Suessiales, Symbiodiniaceae.
AUGGCGGCAGUUGCAAAGGAGCCCCGUGUGCUGCCUUUCUACGGACAUCGGAAAAGUGCGGACUUCGCGGAGUUCAGUAACUUCUUCGAGCUGCACAAGCCGUAUGAAUUCGUGCUUCCGCGAUUCGCCCAGCGGGAAGGAUUCCCGAAGUCCUUCGAGUGCUGGUUCUCGGAGGCAUCCAUCAUGGCUUGCAAAGCUGCACUCUUUGACGACAAAGAGACCUUCGACAAGAUCUUGAAAGCCCAGCGUCCGGGCCAGGCAAAAGCCUUGGGUCGUCAGGUCCACGGCUUUGACGACAACGUGUGGCUGAAGCACGUGGCACCUUGGAGGGACAGUGGAGAGGAGGAGACAGCUUACGAGGUCGUCUUGCAGAAGUUCAGAUCCGACCAACGGUUGGCGACAGUUCUGCUGAAGACAGGGGAUGCCGUUAUUGUGGAGGCUGCGCCGGACGAUCGGCUGUGGGGCGUGGGCCUGCCUACCAGUGACCCGCGCGUCUACGACCCAGAGCAGUGGCAGGGUCGGAACAUCCUCGGCUUCGCACUGAUGAAGGCGCGCGAUGCACUGAAGGCGGUCGCGGUGCCGCAGGGGGAAGCGAGCGAGGAAGCCCCGGCUGAAAGCAAGACGAGGCGCGAGACGAACCUUGCGAAUUGCAAUUCCAAAAUUAGCUUGGCGCAAAGGGAAGCCGAAGCGGCUUUGCCAUGGGACUGCUUUGCAGUGCUGGACUUCGAGGCUACUUGCGAGGAAAACGUGAAGCUGAAUCCGCAGGAGAUCAUUGAGUUCCCCUUGGUCCUCGUGGAUGCACAGUCCUUGGAGCGUGUCGACGAGUUCCGCACCUACGUGCGACCAGAGAGAAACCCGAAGUUGACAGAGUUCUGCACUGAGCUCACAGGUAUCCUGCAAGAGCAAGUUGAUGCAGCUCCAGUGUGGACCGAGGCGCUGAAGCAGGCCCAGAAAUGGCUGCACAAGCGGUCCUAUGGCAGGUGCUUGCUGGUGACCUGUGGCGACUGGGACUUACGCCAGAUGAUGCCGGCUCAAUGCAAGCUGCAUGACGAGCUUUGGGCUAAAUGGGAGAAAAUUGAUGAGAUCCGUGCCACCUACAGAGAGCACGGAAAGAUAUUUUUCUCCUUGGACCCCUCGAGCUCCGGAAGAGUUCCCAAGAUCACGGUGAAGGAGGCUGCGCACGCAGCACAGGUGCUAAAGCCGCUGCUUGAGUGCAUCCAGAAGGCUCCACGUGACUCGAAAGGAUCUGUGAGGCUUUUCAGUGUUCCUGCUUGCGAGAAGCAGUUGCAGAAGCUUGCUGUGCUGAUCUUUGGAGCUGGCAAUGUUCCUGCAAAGUUUGCUGACACACCAAAGAAAGAUGCUUGGUGUUGCAAGCAGAUGUGCAGCCUGGUGAAGCUGAAGAUUCGGAAGCUUCGCGAGACUGGCAAAGCUCCAAAAAGCCACAUUUUCCGUGAUCUGAUGGAGCUGAUUGCGGAUCCCAGAGCUGACUCGGUGGCGCUGCCGCCUUCUGAUGUGUCCACGAUGGUCGUGGACGUUGAGGAGGACGAGGAUUGCGAGUACGACUUCCGAGGGGAGUCAAGUGAGUCUGGAGCCUCCGUAGCGGAGUCUGUCGCUGCAGAUGAUGAUUUGGACGACAUGCCGGAUGCUGCUGACUCCUCUGAGGACCCGUUCGGGUUCUUUGAUGCAGCAGAGGCCGAAGCGAGCUUGAAGCGAGAUGAAGUGGCUACGGGAGAAGAUGAUGGGCACUUUGAGGUGCCACAAGAAGAGCCCAGCACCUCCUCGAGUUCGGCUGCGGUUCCCCCGGUUCCCAAGCUGGCAAAAACGAAGGAGGCGGUCUUCAUCGAUGUGGACGAUGAGUCCGUGACCUGUGGAAAUUGCGAGGUGCCCAAGGUCCUGUGCAGGUGCCUGCAGAUCGAUCAGCUGAAGAAGCAGCUCAAUGCAUUGAGAGUGCAGCGACGUGCCAGGAAGUUGGCCAAGCAGGCUCAGCUCGCCAGGCGAGCAGAGGACAUCUUCAAGCGCACUUGCGGGGAGGAUGACUCAGGAUGCAGCGGCUCUGGCGGGGCUACAGCUGUCGUCCCUUUCCCCUUGCCAGAGGAUGACACGCAGGUCAUGCCAGAUGCGGAUUUGGAUGCCAUUGCAGAUAAGAUGAAGACGGUGAGCUUGGAUUCGGAUGAUGAGCCAGAGCCACCAGUUGCGACCCGAUUCGAAAUCAUACAGUGCAGUUUCUUAUGUCUCGUGCCGUGUGAAGAGUGA